Chelmon rostratus (copperband butterflyfish) is the source of this 9081-nucleotide messenger RNA. It is a transcript of the gene lrp6, whose product is annotated as low density lipoprotein receptor-related protein 6. The record is from RefSeq and is a predicted model, not a curated record. Gene Ontology annotation, biological process: canonical Wnt signaling pathway; Wnt signaling pathway involved in somitogenesis; receptor-mediated endocytosis involved in cholesterol transport. The coding region runs from base 221 to 5089 and encodes 1622 amino acids. NCBI's taxonomy places the organism in Eukaryota, Metazoa, Chordata, Actinopteri, Chaetodontiformes, Chaetodontidae. The transcript is spliced from 23 exons. Gene Ontology annotation, molecular function: Wnt-protein binding; Wnt receptor activity.
AUCUCCUGCAGGACAAUGUGAGACACAGAGAGUUGAUCCGACGUAGUUAGCGAGCAGCCAGCCAGCCAGCAUGGAAGUGGGGAUCAUUUAACGCUUCGCGUCGCUGAAUUACGACCUGAAUAUUGUUGGAGAUCCGCAUUUUUGCCCGAGGAAGCGGCCGCAGCGAUGGGAAUACUGCGCUGAGCAGAAAGCGGCGGCAGGGCCAAGAAACGGGAGAAAGAUGGGUGUCGUGCUGCGGAGUCUGUUGUUGUGUAGUUUUUGUUUUCUCAUACGAGGCGUGCCGCUGCUGCUGUAUGCGAACCGGCGGGACCUUCGACUCGUGGACGCGGCACACGAGAAGGCCAACGCCACGGUGGUGGUCGGGGGGUUGGAGGACGCCGCCGCCGUGGACUACGUCUACUCCCAGGGCCUCAUCUACUGGAGCGAUGUGAGCGAGGAGGCCAUCAAACGCACCGUCUUCAACCAGUCCGGGGCCAGCGCGAUCCAGACCGUGGUCCCGGGUCUGGCCUCCCCGGACGGACUGGCCUGCGAUUGGUUAGGGAGUAAACUUUACUGGACGGACUCGGAAACCAAUCGGAUCGAGGUGGCGGAGCUGGACGGGUCUUUGAGGAAAGUUCUGUUCUGGCAGGAGCUGGACCAGCCGAGGGCCAUCGCUCUGGAUCCAGAACGAGGGUACAUGUACUGGACGGACUGGGGCGAGAUCCCAAAGAUCGAGCGGGCAGGGAUGGAUGGGACGAAUCGCUCCAUGAUCAUCGAUAAAGAGAUCUACUGGCCCAACGGGCUGACGCUGGACUACAGCCAGGAGAAACUGUACUGGGCCGACGCCAAGCACAACUUCAUCCACCGCUGCAACCUGGACGGAUCGUCCAGGGAGGUGGUGGUUAAAGGAGAGCUGCCUCACCCGUUCGCCCUCACCCUGUACGAGGACACUCUGUUCUGGACCGACUGGAACACCCACUCCAUCCACUCCUGCAGGAAGCAGACCGGAGCAGAACAGCGCAUCGUCCACUCCGACAUCUUCUCCCCCAUGGACAUCCACGUCUUCAGCGCCAAGAGACAAAAGAUCAUAGUGAGCAGUCCCUGCUCUGUGAAGAACGGAGGGUGUUCCCACCUCUGUCUCCUGUCCCCAGUCAAGCCCUUCUAUCAGUGCGCCUGUCCCACCGGAGUCCAGCUGCUGGAGGACGGGAAGACCUGCAGAGACGGUGCCACUCAGAUGCUGCUGUUGGCUCGGCGGACAGACCUGCGGCGAAUCUCUCUGGACACGCCGGACUUCACCGACAUCAUUCUGCAGGUGGAUGACAUCCGCCACGCCAUCGCCAUCGACUACGACCCGGUGGAGGGAUACAUCUACUGGACGGACGACGACGUGAAGGCCAUCCGCCGCUCCCUGCUGGACGGCGGCGACGCCCAGUUCGUGGUCACGUCUCAGGUGAACCAUCCCGACGGCAUCGCCGUAGACUGGAUCGCCCGGAACCUCUACUGGACCGACACCGGGACGGACCGCAUCGAGGUGACCCGGCUCAAUGGGACCAUGCGCAAAAUCCUGAUCUCUGAAGACCUGGACGAGCCCAGAGCCAUCGUACUGGACCCCAUGGCUGGGUACAUGUACUGGACCGACUGGGGCGAGGUGCCGAAGAUCGAGCGAGCCGAUCUGGACGGGAUGGAGCGGGUGGUGAUGGUCAACACCUCCCUGGGCUGGCCCAACGGCCUCGCCCUCGACUACGACGAGCGCAGGAUCUACUGGGGAGACGCCAAGACGGAUAAGAUCGAGGUAAUGAACAUGGACGGGACGGGACGGCGGGUGCUGGUGGAGGACAAGCUUCCUCACAUCUUCGGCUUCACCCUGCUGGGCGACUUCAUCUACUGGACCGACUGGCAGCGUCGCAGCAUCGAACGGGUCCACAAACGCACCGCGGAGCGAGAGUUCAUCAUCGACCAGCUGCCCGACCUCAUGGGCCUGAAGGCCACGUUUGUUCACAAAGCCUUCGGUACGAACCCGUGCGCAGAGAAUAACGGCGGCUGCAGUCACCUCUGCCUCUACAAGCCGCAGGGCGUCCAGUGCGGCUGUCCCAUUGGCCUGGAGCUCAUCGCCGACAUGAGAACCUGCAUCGUCCCCGAGGCCUUCCUGCUCUUCUCCCGCCACACCGACAUCCGCCGCAUCUCCCUGGAGACCAACAACAACAACGUGGCCAUCCCGCUCACCGGCGUCAAGGAGGCCUCGGCGCUCGACUUCGACGUCACCGACAACCGCAUCUACUGGACCGACAUCACUCUGAAGACCAUCAGUCGGGCCUUCAUGAACGGCAGCGCUCUGGAGCACGUGGUGGAGUUCGGUCUGGACUACCCGGAGGGGAUGGCGGUGGACUGGCUGGGGAAGAACCUGUACUGGGCCGACACCGGCACCAACCGUAUCGAGGUGGCCAAGCUGGACGGGCAGCACCGGCAGGUCCUGGUCUGGAAGGAUCUGGACAGUCCACGAGCUCUGGCCCUGGAUCCUGCUGAAGGGUACAUGUACUGGACCGAGUGGGGCGGGAAGCCAAAGAUCGACCGAGCGGCGAUGGACGGGACGGGGCGGAUCACUCUGGUGGCCGACGUGGGCCGAGCCAACGGCCUCACCAUCGACUACGCGGAGCGGCGCCUGUACUGGACCGACCUGGACACCACGCUCAUCGAAUCGUCCAACAUGCUCGGUCAGGACCGGGAGGUGAUAGCCGACGACCUCCCGCAUCCCUUCGGCCUCACCCAGUACCAGGACUACAUCUACUGGACCGACUGGAGCCAGCGCAGCAUCGAACGAGCCAACAAGACCAGCGGUCAGAACCGCACCGUCAUCCAGGGCCACCUGGACUACGUCAUGGACAUCCUGGUGUUUCACUCGUCCAGACAGGGGGGCUGGAACGCCUGCGCCUCCACCAACGGACACUGCUCCCACCUCUGCCUCGCCGUCCCCGUCAGCAGCUUCGUCUGCGGCUGCCCCGCCCACUUCUCCCUCAACUACGACAACAAGACGUGCAGCGCGCCGACUUCCUUCCUGCUGUUCAGCCAGAAAACGGCCAUCAACCGUAUGGUGAUCGACGAGCAGCAGAGUCCGGACAUCAUCCUGCCGAUCCACAGCCUGAGGAACGUCCGAGCCAUCGACUACGACCCGCUGGACAAGCAGCUGUACUGGAUCGACUCCAAGCAGAACGUCAUCCGCCGCGCUCAGGAGGACGGAAACCAGAGUAUGACGGUGGUGUCGAGCUCUCUGGGCGGACCCAGUCAGGGUCUGCAGCUGUACGACCUGAGCAUCGACAUCUACAGCCGUUUCAUCUACUGGACCAGCGAGGUCACCAACGUCAUCAACGUCACCCGGACGGACGGCAGCAGAGUCGGGGUGGUGCUGAGAGGAGAGCACGACAAACCCAGAGCCAUCGUGGUCAACCCCGAGAGAGGGUACAUGUACUUCACCAACCUGCUGGAGCGUUCUCCGAAGAUCGAGCGGGCGGCGCUGGACGGGACGGAGCGCGAGGUUCUGUUCUUCAGCGGUUUGGGGAAACCCGUCGCUCUGGCCAUCGAUAACGAGGUGGGGAAGCUGUUCUGGGUCGACUCCGACCUGCGACGCAUCGAGAGCAGCGACCUCUCCGGAGCCAAUCGGAUCGUGAUCGCGGACUCCAACAUCCUGCAGCCGGUGGGUCUGACGGUGUUCGGGAACCACCUGUACUGGAUCGACAAGCAGCAGCAGAUGAUCGAACGGAUCGACAAGACAACGAGGGAGGGGCGCACCAAGAUCCAGGCUCGCAUCACCUACCUGAGCGACAUCCACGCCGUCCACGAGCUGGACAUGAGGGAGUACAGUAAACACCCGUGUACCUGGGACAACGGCGGCUGCUCCCACAUCUGCAUCGUGAAGGGAGACGGGACGACCCGCUGCUCGUGUCCCGUCCACCUGGUGCUGCUGCAGGACGAGCUGUCCUGCGGAGAACCCCCCACCUGCUCCCCGGAGCAGUUCUCCUGCACGUCCGGCGAGGUGGACUGCAUCCCUCAGGCGUGGCGGUGCGACGGUUACCCCGAGUGCGACGACAGCAGCGACGAGGAGGACUGUCCCGUCUGCUCCGAGUCCGAGUUCCAGUGCGACAGCCGGCAGUGCAUCGACCUGAGCCUCCGCUGCAACGGAGAGAUCAACUGUCAGGACCGCUCCGACGAGAACAAGUGUGAAGGUGAGACAGUGCGUUGUCCUCCGGAUCAGUUCACCUGUUCUAACGGUCAGUGCAUCGGGAAACACAAGAAGUGCGACCACAACAUGGACUGCACCGACAACUCGGACGAGAUGGGCUGCUAUCCGACGGAGGAGCCGCCUCCCCAGCCCAACAACACCAUCGGCUCCAUCGUGGGCGUGGUCAUGGCGUUGUUCGUGGUGGGCGCCGUGUACUUCGUGUGUCAGCGCGUCCUCUGUCCGCAGAUGAAGGACGACGGCGAGACGGUCACCAACGACUUCGUGGUUCACGGGCCGUCGUCGGUGCCGCUGGGAUACGUGCCGCACCCGAGCUCGCUGUCUAGCUCGCUGCCAGCAGGUAUGUCCAGAGGGAAGUCUGUGAUUGGCUCCCUCAGCAUCAUGGGCGGGAGCAGCGGACCUCCGUACGACCGCGCCCACGUGACCGGAGCGUCGUCCAGCAGCUCGUCCAGCACGAAGGGGACGUACUUCCCCCCGAUCCUGAAUCCUCCUCCGUCUCCGGCCACAGUCCGCUCUCAGUACACGAUGGAGUUCGGUUAUUCCUCCAACAGUCCCUCCACGCACAGAUCCUACAGCUACCGGCCCUACACCUACCGUCACUUCGCCCCUCCCACCACCCCCUGCAGCACCGACGUGUGCGACAGCGACUACACGCCGGGACGACGGGCGCCGCUCAAGUCCAGCGCCGCCGCCGCCAAGGGCUACACCAGCGACCUCAACUACGACUCGGAGCCUUUCCCGCCGCCGCCGACGCCCCGCAGCCAGUACCUGUCUGCGGAGGAGAACUGCGAGAGCUGCCCGCCGUCGCCUUACACCGAGCGCAGCUACUCCCACCACCUCUACCCGCCGCCGCCGUCGCCCUGCACGGACUCCUCGUGAGCCGCGUACCCCGACCCCCCCCACCCUCCGCACAGCUCCGCCCCCUCACUGUAAAUAGCAAUUGUGCAUAUUUGAGGUCAAAAAUGGGAACGAGAGACUGACGAAACGGGAGGAGACGCAGGACGACGAACAGAGCUGCAGAACAUUUGUACAUUGAAAAAGAGAAAAACAUAUUUAUAUAUUUUCUAUACAGUGUUUACUGAUGAGUCAUAGAGGUUUGUAUUAAGAAAUUUGUACAUUUUUUUAAGAAAAGUUUUAUUAAAAUCAUCACAAAUAUAAGUUGCCUUAAAGCAGGAGAAAAAGAGGCUGAAGGACAAAAAGGAUGAGAACUGAACAGCGGGACGUUUUAACUUAUCUGAUGCCAAAUAUGAAAAACAUCAGCGGCGACAGGAAGCUGCUGGACGGGAGGCGGGCGCCGCGGCUCGGCGGCCGUCUUCUCUGUAGUUGCCAUGUGAACUGGACGGGGAGGGGCCGGAGAAGAAGCCUGUUUUCAGCGAUGUGGUGCUGGGUCUUUGAUUUGAAUUUACCUCCUCAUUUCCGAAACGGUUCGUAGGAUCGCGUCUGUCGUGGGUGAGAGUCAUGUGACCAGGACGCUCGAGUCCCCAGCGGAAGCAAUAACACUGUAAGGCACAUAUUUAUUACCGAUCGAUCGAACCGAGAGCGCCUCCGAGCAUUGACGAGGCCGACUGAUUAAACUCUACGAGUCCCUGAAGGGUCCCGAGCGAUGCGUUUGGUGCUGAUGAAAACCGUCAGACAAUCGGCCGCUUUGGUUAGUUUGUUGUUUUUUUUACUACGAGACAGCACGAGAAAUAAAAGAUCGGCGGUUUGUCCGCUCCGGGCCUCCGUACACAACACUACAACACUUUCCACUAAACGUCAAGAUCAGGACGUCACAUGACUCGCAUCCAUCAGAUCGUCAUGACGUCGGACGGGAUUUAAACCAAAACGUGCGCUCGUGUUUGACGUCUUCUGUUCUCACUGAAUCGACCCAAAGCUGCACAGCGAACACGUCCGUCAGUCCUCCUCCACCUUUUGGCGUUUGGUUUUUAAUCCUCGUCGUCACGCGUGGAGGAAGCGGCGUUUCCACCGUGAACACGAUCUUGUGCCUGAGCAGUUCCACAUCUCCGCAUCCUUUUUAUUUUUAUGUUGUCGUUACUUUGAGGAAAAAACAAAGGAAAUCCAGUGCCCACUAAAUGCUAUAUAGUAUUUUUGUACCACAUAUUGUGUAGAUAACGUAUUUAUAAGCUAUAUAGAAAAUCAUUGUAAAUCUAUCCAUUGAAUUCUUGCAGUACUUUUCAUUCCGUCUUUUUUUAUAUUGCCUCAUUCUAUUUUUCUACAGAAUUUCACUCCAAACGUUCGGCGACAAUCUCAGAUCAGUCAAAUCGAAGAACAUAUCAGACUCGUAGCGUCUGUUCAUGAAAGUCAACCUGAUGUUUGAUGUUUGAAGGACUGUUGUGCCAAAAGAGUCUUUUUAAACCACGUGGAGGCAGAAACGUUGGGACCAGAAGAGAAACGCGAGGCGGCAUCCGUUCUGUUGCCUUGACGCUCGUCAAACAUCUGUUUUUUUGUAAAUCUGUUCUUGUCUUUGUGCUUCUGUGACGACCAGAAAUCUAUUUUUCAAGAAAACUCGUAGCAUUGUCUAACCGUGGGAGGAGCGUCUUUCAUCCCGCCGUCAAACGUCCUGAAGAGAGAAAUAACACCAGCAUGAAUCUGACAAUCUUAAAGCUCCACACAUCGUCAGUCUGUCAGUGGAAGUUUGUCUUUAACAGCGUUUCCUGUCUUUUCUUUAACAUCGAAAGCACAAAAAGCAUCUUGUCUUAACGAGGCAUUUUACUCUUUGGAGACAUUUUUUAAUUAAAAAAACAAACGAUCCUUGAACCUGAUUUGUUAAAGUCGAGUAAUCUGAUCAUAACGUCUCUUUUUUACAGCGAUUUUAAGAGUCAUCAGAAAAUUAAAAUAAAAACACCAAAUAUCCACGACGACGCUCAGGGCUGCUGUCCUCACACGCUUUGGUACGGAAAGCAAAAAAAACCUUUUUUUUUUGAUUGUGUAAAAAUAUUCCAGUGUUCUUCUGUCUGAAACUGAAAAGUUGAAAUUAGAAACAGAACAAACGUUCAGUCCAGAUUCAAGCUGUUUGAUCCUGCAGAUCAUUUACCUUCAUUUUGGGACACAAUAAGGCAGGAAGACGGUCUGUGAUCGAGAAAACGGUUCUUGAUUCUACAAACAGAAAGUUGAAAGAUAUUUUUGGCAUCUUGUGCGUUCCAGUUUUACUUUGUGCAGAAUUGAGAAUUAAAGUUGUUCGAUCGUAUCGAGAAUAACUUUUGCUCACUGCGCACAGAUUAAUAUCUUGGUACCAAAGGUGUUGCCCAACGUGACUUUAACCUGUAAAAUAUUUGCAGAAAUGAUUCUCUGUGUGCACAAGAUAUGAAGAAUAUCUUGAUGGACUUGAUGGAGCUCCAUAGAUGUGUUUUUCUCCAGGACAGUAACACUGUGCAGAAACCCGAACCACCAAAACCAGUGACGAUGCCAAACGUCCAGUAUAUCUUAGACCAGUACACGAAUUUAUAGUUUUGGCUCCCCGCUGCCUCCAUACACCCUCAGCAUCUGUCCACACGUGUCGACCAGCUGAGCUACCUGUGGUACAAUCACCUCCUAACACAUCCAGGUGUGUUUUCAGGCCUGCGCACAUUCGCAUCAAAUCCACACAUUUUGGAGACGUUCUCAUUCUCUAACUGCACUUUACAGGACUUUUAUUUUUUUAGAUGAUUUCUGGUACAAAACUUCAGAGUUGUGCAGCUGGAGGAAAGUUGUGUAACGGUGGACGUUUGGUUUGUGUGUUAGAAGAGUCCGACAGAGACAGCUGACUUGAUGAAGAGGAGGUUUCUGACUCAUCAGUCAGAGUCUGGGAUCUAGUCAGAGUCCGGGAUCUGGUUGGAAAAUCAUUCUCUUCCUCUGCUGAUUAUUAUUAUUAUUACUUUAGUAAAACGAGCCCUCGGUUUUCCUCAUUUGCUCCUUCCAUUAAUAAUUUGAGUUUUCUAAGGAUUAAAAUUUGAUUCCUUCUGUGUUCGCUGCUCUUCUGUUUCUAAAGAUCCUUUAUGAUCUGAUAACGUCUGUACGAUCAGUUAUCCUGUAAAUCCACUCAGACAAAAGUCUCAAACUAUUAAAUCUUAAAGGUAGAAUCAAAGUGACAAAAUAUUUAAUGGCAGUGAGUGAGUUCAGAAAUCUGAGGACUCGAUGUGAAGUUUCUGAGGGUGUUAACGAAGUUAACGAGGGUUUAAAUGACUGACGGAGUGAAAGAGGCGCAGUCAGAACACUAACUGCUGAUUUCACUUUAAAUCUGAUGUUAAUUAUGGUUUGGUUUGGUUUUUUAGUCCGAAACAGAAAACAAAACAAAAGAAGCCAAAUUCCUCCAGAAUCACUGUGCUGACUUUCACUCUUUUUCACCUGAGCUUUCGACACUGAGAGAAUGAUCUUCCUCCUGACUCCUUUCGGGCUCGACUGAAAGAAACGAGACAAAUCAAACUGUAAAAUGUGAAGGCGACGCCUCGGCGUCAUGCCAACGUUUGGUACUUCUCUGAGUCGAAAGUGGAUUUUUUGUACAGAUUGUGAUGAACGUGGUUGAAAAGGGUCAAAGAAAGUAGAAAUGUAAAAAGAUUGAAAAAGUCAUUUUUUAAAAAGCACUUUUGUCUCCAGGUUUUCUCGGAGGUUCGACAGGAAAACAGAAGUUUGUGUCGUCGUUUUUGAAAUGUUGUCCUUCAUCCGUUUGCUCUCAUGGUGCUUUAUGAGGACGUUUGUGGAGAUGACCAACAUUUGGUUCGUCGUGUUCGUUUAGUUUCCACUAACUCUCCGUUUUUAUACGAUGACUGCUUUACCUGUACACCAGAGUAUCAGAUGGACCUGUACAGCCCAUCCAGCUGCCACCAUAAGCUGUUGUAACUCAUGAAAUGCUGAUUUUUUCUCUUUUUGUUAAAUAUAAAGUGAGUGAACUUUUA